Molecule: messenger RNA, 1221 nt
Organism: Cucurbita pepo subsp. pepo (vegetable marrow)
Lineage: Eukaryota; Viridiplantae; Streptophyta; Magnoliopsida; Cucurbitales; Cucurbitaceae
Source: RefSeq, a predicted model, not a curated record
CCGAACAAUGGAAAGCCUUCGUUGAAUAAUGGGAAGCGGGCCCGGUAGCCCCUUAGCCCCCAACUCCAUAAACGUAGAUAAAAUUCAGCGAAAUCUCAGCUACAAAGCGUUUUUCUUCGUUCAAAUUUCAAAUCCCCAAUUCCUCAAUUACAAAAAUCCAUUCCCUCUCUAAUUUCUUUCAAUUCCAAUUCCAAAUUAGGGUUUUCAGAGAAGGAAGAUGAAAGCAUCUCUGAAAUUCCGCGAAGAUCAGAAGCCAUUAUUGAGAGCCAAAGUUCCUCUCAGCAUUCUUGGCCUCCCUUUCCAAUCCGCCAUAGCCGCCGGCACCGCCAAAGACCUCUCUCUCAACCUCUCAACCCUCUUCGAAUCCGGCCCCUCCUUCAAACUCUCUUAUCGCCCUAACGAUUCUUCAAAUCCCUUCUCAGUAAUCGUCAAAACUGGAAUCGGCUCCUUCGGUUCCCCGAUCUCUUCGCCUAUGCUCAUGAGCGCCGAAUUCGACCUAAUCGGCCGUGGAAAUCCCUCCUUCAUGCUCCAUUUCAAGCCGAAACUCGGCGAUUUCUCGAUCAAGAAAUCGCAGUCCUCCUCGAUGAUGUUCCAGAAGGUUCUGAAAUCGGAGGAGGAAUCUGUGGAUGUUAGAAGUGCUGUUUCGAAGGCGGUUUCUGGUUUGGAAGUGGCUGCUAGUACGGCGGUUCCGAUUCUGAGUUGUGCGGCGGUGAGGUUCCGAUGGGGACUUAAGGUCCCAGCGGCGGAGGGGAUGAAGGUGAGUGGUGGAAUUUCAUUUCGGGAGGCUCCAUUGCUGUUGCUGGAUAAGAUCGGGAUCGAACACGUGGAGAGUGGGGAUUCGAGAUCGGAGAAGGGUAGUUUCGGAAAUGAGGAUUUGGAUUUGGGUUAUUUUUCAGUGAAGCGUCAGUUUGAGGUUUUGCAAAUGGAGAAUGGGCUUUUGAAAAAGGGCAUUGAGGAUUUGAGGAAGCAAAUGAAAUUGUUUUCCAAUUCCAGCGACUCCGACCGGAAGGCGGCCCGGCGGUUUAAGGACAGAAAGGCGCCGGAGUUCCCCGGUCUUGAUGGGCCACCGUUGGUGGAGGCGGUGGCCGAGGAAGGCAGCAGCGUUAGUGCUUGAAAUUCGUCGAUACGACAAGCGUCAGUUUAAAUGUGUAAACAGGCCUUUUUUUUACCAACUAUUUUGUUUGAUAAUAGUGUAGUUAUAGAUAUGUUCGUUUAUCCCGU